Ilex paraguariensis (yerba mate) is the source of this 678-nucleotide messenger RNA. The record is from the annotation of a GenBank genome assembly. NCBI's taxonomy places the organism in Eukaryota, Viridiplantae, Streptophyta, Magnoliopsida, Aquifoliales, Aquifoliaceae.
AUGGGCGACAUGUUCAUAGUCAGCAUUUUUUUUCUGCAUCUUCAAUUUCUUAUGCACUUCUAUCAUGACCACAUCAUUGUUACUAUUUUCUCGAGAAGAUAUUUUAUUUCUCUUUCUGCAGCCAUUCAGAAAAAACCGAUAACUAUGCGUGAGAAGCUGAAUUGUAGUGAUGAUAUUCAAGUCGAGAGAUUAAUACAUGAGGUGAAAGAAGAUAAAAAUGGGGUGGGAGUCGAUAAUGAAACGGAGGAAGCUGCUUUGGAUCCUGAUACUAGUACAAUGUCUGAAGAAAAUGAACCAGAGGAGGUUCCUGGUGAUAUGGACACUGGUCCUGAGGUGGUCAGAGGAAAGAAAAAGCUACAGAUUCAAGGCAAAUGGCGAGGGGUGGACCCUGUUGUUUUUUUCAGGGAUGAUGUCAUUGUAGAUGGUAUAAAGGCAUUCUAUGGUAUCAAGGAAUCCUUUCCAUUCAGUGGUCACCUUGUCACAAGAAACAGCGAUACUAACCAUGUCAAGAGAAUUUACUAUAUAUCAAAUUCUGUUAAGGAAAUUCUUGAACUGAAUUUCCUAGCUGGCCAGCAACUUAAGAUAACUUCCAUUGGCCUGAAGAUGUUUGUGAGUUUUUCGUUUACUGUGUUUGCUAUUUCUCUUGCUUGCCAGAGUGCCUUUUUGUUUGUAUAUUAA